Messenger RNA from Lacerta agilis (Sand lizard), 1578 nucleotides. RefSeq names its product cytochrome P450 2G1-like. NCBI's taxonomy places the organism in Eukaryota, Metazoa, Chordata, Lepidosauria, Squamata, Lacertidae. The transcript has 9 exons. The record is from RefSeq and is a predicted model, not a curated record. Gene Ontology annotation, cellular component: cytoplasm; intracellular membrane-bounded organelle. The coding region runs from base 44 to 1528 and encodes 494 amino acids. Gene Ontology annotation, biological process: xenobiotic metabolic process. Gene Ontology annotation, molecular function: oxidoreductase activity, acting on paired donors, with incorporation or reduction of molecular oxygen, reduced flavin or flavoprotein as one donor, and incorporation of one atom of oxygen; heme binding; iron ion binding.
UAAGUCCCCAGGUAAACCUCCCUCUCCAUUUACUUCAGGCACAAUGGAGCUGGCAGAAAGCCUCUUGGCCUUGCUGGUGGUUUGCUUUUCGGCCUUGGUCCUCCUCUCAGCAUGGAGCCAAAUGGCUCAGAGAAGGCAGCUACCCCCGGGGCCUACGCCCCUCCCGAUCCUGGGCAACUUGCUGGACCUGAAGACCCAUGACAUGCUCACGUCGUUCAAGAAGCUACGAGACCAGUAUGGACCAGUGUUCACAGUUCACUUGGGCCCCCGAAGGGUGGUCGUCUUGUAUGGAUACAAGGCCAUCAAGGAAGCCCUGGUGGACCAUGCCGAAGAGUUCAGUAGUAGAGGGUACUUGGCCACAGUGGACGACUUCGUUCAGGGUUUCGGGAUUGCUUUUGCCAACGGGGAACGCUGGAAGCAACUCCGUCGGUUCACACUCAGCACCUUGCGGAAUUUUGGAAUGGGGAAAAGGUCCAUCGAAGAGCGAAUCCAGGAGGAGUCCCAGUUCCUGUUGGAGGAAUUCAGAAAAACUGGCGGUUCCCCUUUUGACCCCACGUUCUUCCUAAGCCGGUCUGUUUCCAACGUCAUCUGCUCCAUUGUUUUCGGUCGGCGCUUUGACUACGAAGACAAGGACUUCCUCUCAUUGCUGGCCAAGAUCAAUGAGAAUUUUGUGCUGAUGAGCAACACCUGGGGCCAGCUGUACGAGAUGUUUCCAUGGAUCAUGAGGUUCCUGCCAGGGCCCCACAAGAAGAUGUUCCGGAACUUGGAUGACAUCUACGACUUCGUGGCCGAGAGGGUCAAGGUGAACGAAGCGUCGCUUGACCCCGAGAACCCCCGGGAUUUUAUCGACUGCUUCCUUAUUCAAAUGAAAAAGGAGAGCAAAAACCCUCUGAGCGAGUUUCAUCUCAAAACAAUGAUCAUGACUGUCCUCAACCUGUUCGUUGCUGGGACUGAGACCGUGAGCUCCACACUCCGUUUCGGAUUCCUGAUUCUGCUGAAAUAUCCAGAGGUGCAAGAAAAAGUUAUCCAAGAGAUCGAUGAUGUGAUCGGGAGGGACUGCGUGCCAGCGGUGGAGAAGCGGGCCCAAAUGCCAUACACGGAUGCGGUGAUCCACGAGAUCCAGAGGUUUAGCGACGUCAUCCCCACCAACCUGCCCCACGCCCUGACCCGGACGGUACAGCUCCGGGGCUACACGCUGCCUAAGGGCACAGAUGUCAUUCCCUUGCUCACCUCUGUGCUGAAAGACCCCGAAUGCUUCAGUGACCCCGAGAACUUCAACCCAGCCCACUUCUUGGACAAAGACGGUCGCUUUAAGAAAAACGAUGCCUUCAUGCCCUUCUCCGCAGGGAAAAGGAUCUGUGCCGGGGAAAGCCUAGCGCGCAUGGAGCUCUUUGUCUUCCUGACUUCCAUCCUGCAACAUUUCACGCUCAUGUCCCCCGACAACCCCAAGGACAUUGACCUCACAGCCACAGCCAACGGUUUCGCAAACAUCCCACCCGCCUACCAGCUCUGCACUGUUCCACGCUGAGGAACGAUUGGUUGAGAAGCAGGGCAGGGAAAGGGGCAACAAAUUUAAUU